CAAGUAAUACCACGAUUUUCAUCAGAUAGAGGAAGCGCCUAGAUCUAAGCGGUCGACACAUUUAUCGGACGGGGAAGCGUCGAAGCCAGUUCGGCAAAUUCAAACAUGUCAAAUUAGCAUGUUCCAAAUCGCGACCGAAUCGCUAGCAGGCGAUGCCGAAUCGGCCUCGACCGACGAUUUGUCCGACCUAUGGUUUGAAAUUGGCGGAUUCUGCAGGAGUUACAGCUCCUCGACCGGAGAAGUGAAGGCAUCGGGCGCUGUGUGUGAACUUUGCUGCCUUCUUUUGUUCAAUUCCGAGGUCUGCCGGGUCGUCAGUGCCCCAGCUGCAAUGAUACGGGUUUUUUAAGAGUCCGCUUUCGAACAAGCCAGAGGAGGCGAAUUUGGAGCCGCGAUUGGUAGUAGAAUGUUGGCCUCCGUGCUUCCGUGGGAGUGGAUACUCGAGAACGUUCUCGACUUGAACGAUUUUUCGUUGCCAUGCUUGAAGGAGCUGAUCAGCUACAUUCCACACAUCGAAGACUCGCGGUGCAGCAAGUUGCUUCAGAAGGUGGCUUUGCGUUACUUAGAGGAGAUUGUUCUUUCGCGUAACGUGGAUCCAUGCGCAAUCACCCUGAUAAAAUUCAUCGUGAAACCGCACGGUGGAUCCAGCCUACGCCGAAUUCACAGCCUUAGAGAGUCAGUUGAAUAUGACUUGAUUCUGCGGGUCGAAACUGAGGUUGUGCUUACAACUUUGAGGUACCGUGAUGAAAGCGGAGGUAGAGAUUGGGAAGCAUUUCAGGAUGCUCUGGAGGAAAUUUUUCCCGAAUCUUCACUGGAAGCGAGCAAGGCUGGGCGCCGUAAGGAGCUCAUUUCCGUGAGUUUGGCCGGUGAGCAGCAAGAUGAUCUUAUUGAAAAAAUGCUUCUCAAGUAUCCUCUCGAAGACCUUCUGAAAGACCUGUUGCAGUUGAUUGAAUCCAAGAGGAAAUUAUUGAAGACCAAGUUUCUCGACCAGCUUGCCAAAGAUGUGAUCAAUGGUUCGUAUACUCCUUCAGCUUCUCGCCCCUCUCAGGAUGGGUUAUCUACCCCAACGAACUUCAAAGAACUAUUCAUGCUCGAUGACUCCCUCAAUGAGCAUGAAGGUCCAGACUCUCUAUAUCCAGAAAAUGAGGCAGUAUUGCCCAGCCGCUCGCAUACGAUCCUCUCUACACAGAAAUUUUACCAUCGAAGUCCAGCCGAGAAGUUUGUAAAGGAGCCCUUUGCCGAUAUCCUGAGUGGUAGGACCACCCCCUCAACGCCUCUCACUGCCAAGGAUGGUGAGACGGUUACAAGGAACGAGAAACGAGACCUGCAUGUUUGUGAACAGGCCGGAGAGCAAGUCACUCCCGUGGACAGGGUCUUGGUGCAUGAGGGACUAAGGUUAGAGAUGUCUACGAGUAUGGCGGAGGUCGACAAAGUUGCUCGUGGACUCACCAAUCAGAUCAACGAGCUCGUCGAUGAUAUCGACAAGUUUGCCGUCGAUAUUCACAGAGUGGCUGUCAACUCGACUGAACAGACGUACUAUUCAGGAGAAACAGAUCUUGCGCAGGAGGCACAAUCAAAAGACCCAAGUUCUUCACCAGCUGAGAAAGGCGAGAAAAGGCCUGCGACUGAAAAGCUGCCCGAUGAUGAUGCUAAAAAGAGGGUGCGUGGUUCAAAAAAGAGGGUGCGUGGUUCUUUGGAUACAUCUAGAAUAGGUGGAGGAAAGGAGAACGAAGAAGGAUAUUACAGAAAGGCUAGGUUAACCACCGCAGGUAAUGAAUACACUGCAAGUGCAGAGCGUGAGGAUAUCCUAACAGCUGACUUGGAUUGUCAUGCCAUCCGCGAUGGACCUGAGAACACGAGUGCGACUUCAGUCCACAGGCUUUUUUUGGCUUUCUUGAGGCAAUCAAGGCUAGACCAGCUUGUUUGCAAAUUCUCUGUACCGGAAGCACCCGUAUUCAAAAGUCAUUCUUCUGGACUUGACAGCGGGUGCAUCAUUUGUCGAAGAGGUGGUGUUCUCGUCAAGUGUCACGGGUGCUCUGUCAAAGUUCAUGACCGGUGUCUUGACGAGCUACGUAUGCGAAAUCCUGUUCACGAACGUCACUGGUUUUGUCCAUCUUGUGUUGAGCAGCUGACGUUGGGGAUUUUGGAAUCGGUGAAAGCCGAGGCAGCUACAGCAAGACAGGAGGCUAUCGCGUUUGUGCUUGCGACAGGGAAACAUCCUGGAGAUAUUCGUAGUUCAUGUGAUGGCAUCGAUGGACGUGCUCAGAUGACCAAUUCCGCAGUUGCCUUUUCUGUACUACAAGAAGGUGCACACUUAAAGGUCAGUACUAAGGAAGAUUUGAAGCAAAACCCGGAUCCAGAGUCCAAUAACCUGGACUGUGAAGACGAUUCAGAGGCAGAAGCAAGAAAGGAAUCCGAAGGAAUGGUGUCACUCUUAAUUGUGCAAGACAGCAAUAUAGGUUGUCCUAGACCUAAAGAUCAUUCCCACUCCGUUAAGGAAACAGAUUCUCCUCGUAAAGAAAUUGAACUUACUGUUAGGCUUGGAACCAUCUCAAAGGCUGUUAGUAACCAUGAAGAUGAGAGACCUGAACCACUGUCCAGCCCUCCUUUACCUACGUCACAUUUUAAUCCAGAUAUGAGGGAGCCGUCACCAGUUGCAUGUGAGAAUGUACUGUCUACAGAUGCAACUGAGGAAACGCUUGCAACGAGUACACCUCCUACAGAAUGUGUGGAGAAGGAUCUUCACGCUAACCCUAGUGGUCGUAACCUGUCUGAGGAAGGACUGAAAGCGCUGUAUGAUGAGACCAGUGCUGUCAAGCCGAAAUUAUCCGGCAGUGGAAAUCCAAAGUCGUCACAGAAAUCACCUAUGAACUCGUCGAAACCAGGAGUGGACGAAGGAGACGGACAUGACGGGGACCUUGAGGAGGAUAUUCAUAGACACCAAGACGGUGGGGAAUGCAGCAAAGAAAACCAACCCAGUGACUUUCCAACCCCGGUUGAUGAGCGAACUCCACCGAGGAAAGGUCGCUACAGGGGAAGGUGGAAGAUACCUGGAGUCCGGCGCAGAAAUCUACCUUGGUCUGAAUCUGAGAUAUUCGUCUUGAAGGAGGGCGUACAGAAAUUUUCCAAUGACGGUCGGGGGUUUCAGUGGAAAAAUAUUCUAGAGUUUGGUUAUGGCAAGUUCGACCCAAGUCGCACAACCGUAGACCUCAAAGAUAAAUGGCGCAACUUGAGCAAGUAUCGUGAUACAAGUCCCAGCUCUUAGGCGUCCUCUGAUGUGAUAUACCUCGAAAAAUGUCAGUAUAUGUUCAAAAGUUCGUCUUUCCUCUGCUACAAGAGAUUCAAAGGUACCUGCUGUAUGCAAGAGGUGGUGGAGGUUUCUGUGGUCUUGCUGGCUCGGCUAUAAUGGCUUCCAACAAUCUAGUUGUGUACCAAAACUUUCAGAACUUCACACGGAUUGGGACUUCCUUUCCGCUGGGAUUCGACUUCGAAGUUGGUUGUGUAAUUUGUUUGUAGACCACUUAGCCAGAGGCCGAACAUACUCAUGUAUAUUCCUUUAGUGAUCUACGGCCACCCACAAGAACCUGAUGUUCUUUCUUGCGCUUUUGAAGGAAGCCACAGACCUCCUCAAAAGUUUUCAAGUGGGUAUUAGUCAAACAUUAAGCUUAUGCUUGAUCGUUAGGAGCUUUAUGUACAAUAUUAUUGCAAUUCUUAGCACACCAGUCGCUGUGCAGAGAGCUCGGAUGAUUGCUGCUCUAAAAUGCAUUUAGUCCGUCACCUCACGAUGGAAACCUUC
Molecule: messenger RNA, 3793 nt
Organism: Marchantia polymorpha subsp. ruderalis
Lineage: Eukaryota; Viridiplantae; Streptophyta; Marchantiopsida; Marchantiales; Marchantiaceae
Source: the annotation of a GenBank genome assembly